Molecule: messenger RNA, 1893 nt
Organism: Chelonia mydas (Green sea turtle)
Lineage: Eukaryota; Metazoa; Chordata; Testudines; Cheloniidae
Gene: SLC7A7
Product: solute carrier family 7 member 7
Exons: 10
Coding region: 142-1716 (524 amino acids)
Biological process (GO): amino acid transmembrane transport
Cellular component (GO): membrane
Molecular function (GO): basic amino acid transmembrane transporter activity; L-amino acid transmembrane transporter activity
Source: RefSeq, a predicted model, not a curated record
CCGUAUGUGGGGAAGGCAUCCACUGAGCGCGGCCAUAUUGGCUCGUUCCUGGCCCUGCAGUUUUCGCCGUCUUGAAAGUAUCCACGGGAGCCCAGAAGAGUCAAUUCGCGGACUCUCCCUCCCCUCCCCCCGAGAUGAACCAUGGCGCCCACCCCGCACUAUGCCCCAGCCCCACCGCAGGAGCCCGCCAGCCCCCCGGAACCCCCCGUCAAGCUGCAGCGGGAGAUCUCGCUGCUCAGCGGCAUCUGCCUCAUCGUGGGCAACAUGAUCGGGUCGGGCAUCUUCGUCUCGCCCAAGGGGGUGCUACUGCACAGCGCCUCCUACGGGCUGGCGCUGGCCGUGUGGGCCGUGGGCGGCCUCUUCUCCGUCUUCGGGGCGCUGUGCUACGCCGAGCUGGGCACCACCGUCACCAAGUCGGGGGCCAGCUACGCCUACAUCCUGGAGGCCUUCGGGGGGCUGGCGGCCUUCGUCCGCCUCUGGGCCUCCCUCCUCAUCAUCGAGCCCACCAGCCAGGCCGUCAUCGCCCUCACCUUCGCCAGCUACAUGGUGCAGCCCGUCUUCCCCAGCUGCCCGGGGCCCUACGCCGCCCACCGCCUGCUGGCCGCCGUCUGCAUCUGUCUCCUGACAUUCGUUAAUUGCGCCUACGUGAAAUGGGGGACGCGGGUGCAGGACAUCUCCACCUACGCCAAGCUGCUGGCGCUGCUGGCCGUGAUCGUCGCCGGCGUCGUGCGCCUGGCGCAGGGACACUCCGAGCACUUCGCUGACCCCUUCGCGGGCUCCUCACUGGCCGUAGGGGACCUGGCCCUGGCCCUCUACUCAGCCCUCUUCUCCUACUCGGGCUGGGACACCCUCAACUUCGUCACUGAGGAGAUCAAGGACCCCGAGAGGUGGGUGCUGCUCCCUGAGGGCCGGGCCUGCCCCACAGAUCUGGCCCCGCUGAGCUGGGACCGGUCCCACCCCUGCAGCUUGCCCCAUAGAUCUGCCCCCGCUGAGCUGGAACCUGCCGCUGGCCAUCGGGGUCUCCAUGCCGGUGGUGACGGCCAUUUACCUGCUGACCAACGUGGCCUAUUACACGGUGCUGGCGCCCGGCGAGCUGCUGGCCAGCGACGCCGUGGCCGUGAGCUUCGCCGACCGCAUCUUCGGCGUCUUCAACUGGACCAUCCCCCUGGCCGUGGCCCUGUCCUGCUUCGGGGGACUGAACGCCUCCAUCCUCGCCGCCUCCAGGCUGUUUUUCGUGGGCUCGCGGGAGGGGCACCUGCCCGACGCCCUCUGCAUGAUCCACGUGGAGCGAUUCACCCCCGUGCCAGCCCUGCUCUUCAAUGGGGCCAUGGCUCUGGUCUAUCUCUGCGUGGAGGACAUCUUCCAGCUCAUCAACUACUACAGCUUCAGCUACUGGUUCUUUGUGGGCCUGUCCAUCGCCGGGCAGCUCUACCUGCGCUGGAAGGAGCCCGACAGGCCCCGCCCACUCAAGUUGAGCAUCGUCUUCCCGCUGUUUUUCUGCCUGUGCACCGUGUUCCUGGUGGCCGUCCCGCUCUACACCGACCCCCUCAACUCGCUCAUCGGCAUCGGCAUCGCGCUCUCAGGGCUGCCCGUCUACUUCCUGCUGGUGCGGAGCCCGGACACCCGCCGGCCCCGCUGGCUGCGGGCGGCCGUGGCCGGCGUCUCCCGCCACAUCCAGCUGCUGUGCCGGGCCGUGGUGACGGAGCUGGACCCUGACGACAGUCGCCCCAAAUCCCAGUGACGGAGCCAGUGGGGAAGGGGCACCUUCCCUCCCCCACAGACCCACUCCUCCUCUUUAAUUUAUUGGCCCCCUCGGCCCAGUGUCGGGGCACCACCAGCCCCCCCCUUGCCCCGGAGGCAGCUGCUACCAAUAAACCAGCAUCACUCCAGUCA